Molecule: messenger RNA, 2356 nt
Organism: Oryzias latipes (Japanese medaka)
Lineage: Eukaryota; Metazoa; Chordata; Actinopteri; Beloniformes; Adrianichthyidae
Gene: allc
Product: allantoicase
Biological process (GO): allantoin catabolic process
Molecular function (GO): allantoicase activity
Source: RefSeq, a predicted model, not a curated record
AACCAAGAAAGAGAAUCUCAUGUUCUACCAUGUUUCAGCCCCUACCUCUCGUUUGCUAAUCAAUGAGGAUGUGUUUAUGGAGCAGCGGUCCUGUGUGCACGUAGAGUCAUCCAUUAGAACAAACAGAUGCUGAACUUUGUCCUGCCGGGUGAGGGAUCUGAGUUUCUUCUCCUGCUGCUGACACUCCUUCUCGGACAUCAGAAUCUGUCAGAACCUGCUUUCAAACUAUCAGAACCAGUCAGAACCUCUACGAAGGAGCUAAGGAUGGCUGAGAGAAAGACACUAUUGGGAAAAAGUCAAGCUGAACCGGACUUCCUACACUUCAAUGAUCUUGCGUGUGAGGCAGUUGGAGGGAAGGUCAUUUUUGCCACAGAUGAGUGGUUCGCUCCAGCAAAGAACCUCCUGAAGAAGGAGCCACCGCAGUUCAAAGCAUCUGCUUUCACAGAUUUUGGAAAAUGGAUGGACGGAUGGGAGACGAGGAGGAAGAGAAUUCCUGGUCAUGAUUGGUGCAUAAUCCAGCUGGGAGUUCCUGGCUCUAUCUACGGCUUUGAUGUGGACACAUCUUUCUUCACAGGAAACCAUUCGCCCCACAUCUCCAUCCAAGGAGGCUGUCUGGAUCAGAUGCCCGCAUUUACUUUGGAUGGAGACCGGACUGGGAUGGCGGCGUCCAGCAGCGAGAUGGCAGCUGCUGCUAAGCUAGGCUCAGAGGCGUGGCCAGAGUUGGUGGGCGUGAGUCCGCUGCAGCCUGGAUACUCCGAUUGUUGCCACAAUUACUUCAGAACAGAUUUCAGGGGGAGGGUCACACACCUGCGGCUCAACAUGCUCCCAGAUGGAGGGAUUGCUCGCUUGAGGGUGUAUGGUGUUGGGCUCAGGGAUUGGUCAACUGUUUCCACCAAUCAGAAGGUAGACCUAGUGGCUCUGACCAAUGGAGGAAUGUGCCUUGGCUACAGUAACGCCCACUUUGGACAUCCACGCAACAUGAUUGGUUUGGGCCAGGCUGCCAAUAUGGCUGACGGAUGGGAAACAGCUCGCAGACUGGACCGACCCAAAGAGUUAAAGGUAAACGAGUGUGGGAUCCUGCAGGUGCCUGGUUAUGAGUGGGCCGUGUUUCGCCUGGGUCAUCCUGGGGUCAUAAGCAGCAUUGAAGUGGACACCACCCACUUCAAAGGUAACUUCCCAGACUCCUGCCGACUAGAGGCCUGUUUGCUGACCCAGGAAGAGGAGAGACAUUUGAUUAAGACCAGCUGGAAUUCAGUGAAGUGGGAGGAGCUUCUCCCCCCACAGAAGGCAUCAGUACAGUGCUGCAGACCUCAUCCAGAGCCGUCCCUUCACUCACAUCCGUCUCGUAAUCCGUCCAGACGGGGGGGUCAGUCGCCUGCGGCUUUGGGGUCGACCCACACAGCUGACUGUAGCUCCCUCCAACCUGAAAAGGCAGACAUCCAAACUGUGAGAAGAUACGGUUGUAGCUGCGUUUACAUGGGCAAAAGUAAUCGGAAAGAACGCCUGAUCGGAAGAAAAAAGCGUCAUGUAAACACGCCGAUCAGACUUGUUUGGGUCAAAAUUUCUUUCCGAUCGAGAUAGUUGAUCCAAUUGUUGUUCAUGUAAACAGUUCAUUCCGAUCGUGUGUCAUGCAUGGAUGGUGCUUCGCUCCAGAGAAGCUUUGAAACUCAGAUAGAACCGAUCCGCUGCUCUGCGGAGGCCCGGUGCAAAGCGCCGCUCCGCUCUCGCCCCGCUCUCGCCCCGCUCUCGCCCCGCUCUCGCCCCGCUCUCGCCCCGCUCUCGCCCCGCUCUCGCCCCGCUCUCGCCCUCGCCCCACUGGCUCUUCACCUCUCCCCUCUCUUACACCCCUCACUAGCGCUUCGUGCCCCAGGUCCGGGCUUGGGUGCCGGUGGACCGAGCAAACUGUGUCUCUGAGCAGAGCAGCAGGAUUUAUUCAUGUGUGUUUGAGGGGAGGGGAGGAUGCUUUGUUACGUGUGCGUUUUGUUGGUUUGUUAUGUGUGGGAGAAUUCGGACUGUGAUCCGUCAUGCCGCUCUGGGUCAGCGGCUGCUGGCUUCAGGAGAACCGUGUGUCCGAGCAGAGCUCGGACCGUCAGCUCACACAGCGGCUUUGGGGCGGUGUGUGAGCUUUUCACAGCAGAAAUGUCACUCAGACCUUAGAAAUCAUUCAAACAAUCAUGUAGAUUUGUGUUUCCAGUCGUGUCCCGACAAAAUAAAGGCUGAUGUUAUUCCCACAUGUUUACGUGCAGCCAAGAUGCAGAUUGCAGCAUUUCCUGCAUGGAUUUAUGUUCAUCCAACAAGGCUAACGUUGUUAGUGCGUGUUAGCCUCUCCUGAGAGCUUCGUUCUUCCAAAAAAAAA